Messenger RNA from Stylophora pistillata, 1482 nucleotides. RefSeq lists its product as uncharacterized. Lineage: Eukaryota; Metazoa; Cnidaria; Anthozoa; Scleractinia; Pocilloporidae. The record is from RefSeq and is a predicted model, not a curated record.
AAAAAUGUAUCGAGUUCAAUUCCGUUUCAGCUGAAAAAGGAAGCUGAGAUCUGCUUACCGAAAUGGGAAAUAUAAAUUGUGUUUCCAAAUGCUCCAGGCCAGUUGGAACACAUUUUGGCGCUUUUGAUAAGGUGGAAAAAUCGACCACUUCCUGUUUGUUUCUCGAAUAUUUUCAUUACAAUUCGGUGUUGACAUCACCAUGAAGUAUUUUCUUCUAUUCCUGGUGGUCAUCCACCAAAUGAAAAAUGCCGAAGCCCUAAGAAGAGGUGAUGAUAAGAAAAAACAGUUAUCAUCCAGUGCUAACGGAGUCUCUGGCCUGAUGCGCGUCGAAGAAAAGACUAAACGCCUCGUCCGUGUAUCGCAGUUGGCUGUCGGUGACGUCAUACGCGGAAUCACCGGAAGGGACAAGAAUCCUGCGUGGUGCAAGGUACUGGCAGUAUUUCCAGCAGCACAUGGUCAGACGCAGACUACGUAUGACGGAUUCACUUCCGGUCAGAUGGUCGUAGAGCGUACAGUCCACCUGUAUGGCGCAAAUGGAACGCUGUGCACAGAAUCUGUGUUUAUACUAGCGACAGAUUGUGAUGCUGUGGUGAACUCAGCCGGGCAUACGUUCACGCCCCUAGGUAAAGAAUUCCGUCCACUCCAGUUGAGUUGGCGCGAUUAUCUUCAGUUGAUGGGCUCAAUACGCCGCGUAAUCGACCUCACUGGAAAUUUCUGGUUUGACGUGAAUCUAUACCACGACAACGAGACAGCACCUGUACCGCACUGGGUCGAUCGGCUGCCUCAGGUAUGCCAAGAGCUGUUUGAAUGCGCGCAGCAAAACUUUUCUCAGUGUUUAAAACUUCAAGAGGUUAUGACAGAAUUCACGCAAACGUACCUAAGCAGGGAAUACGCUGAGGUCGUGGAACAAGCUCUUACGAAGAUUAAUGGCGAUUCGGCGCAAAAUGGCGAGGCUGAGGGCACCACUGCCGAAGCCUUUUCAAAGAGAAGUAGGCGUGUGUUUGUGAUGACAGUUAUGGCUGCCACUAUGGCGCUUGUAGGAUUGAUACUACUUGUAGCGGUGUUGAUCGAUUUUUAUCGCGGACGAAAGGCCCGGAGGGUGACUCGCUAUUCUCUGGUGAAGGUUCAGCUUUGAAGUAAGUCGUAAGAGUGGACCGAAAAUAUUUCAAUGGUAUCACACUUCCUACGGACCCUCAAAUAUGAUAAAUUAGGCACCUGGUCUAUGGAAAAAUUCAUUACCUGACGAGGGAAUUCCGCGUUAGAUUGCACGCGAAAACCAAUAUCACGAAUCACGAAAAUUGAUGAGUGCGAUAUCGGUUUCCACGUGUAAUUUAACGCGGAAUUCACGAGUCAGGCAAUGGAUUUUCCUUGAAUCGCAAAAUUGAAUAAAAAUUAGAAAAAAUAAAACAGCAAUAGCUUCGUUUGUUAUUUAUACUGAGCGCCAAAUGAGAGAAUCGAAUCAAUAUCACAGCCACGUUUUCA